UCAACUAUUUCAUGUUGGUCUGAAAUAACAUCAGCUUAGUUAUAAGAGCUCUGAGUUAUUGAUAACUUUCGACUGUCGAUGAUUAGCAUGCUUGAGUGAGUUGAAACAUUAAUGACCAAUCACAUUCAAGGCGACAAAAAUGCAUCUUUGAGCCACGAUAACCUCGACACUACCAGAUGGCCAUUGACGAUUCACCGUGGAGAUAGCUUAUGAUGAAAGCGAGAGCAACGCGUUUGUUUGUCGCAGUACUGACUUAUGUUUUCACAGAAAGUGUUGUCGCAGAGAGAAAUACGGCCUGUAUCCAGAGAACGGUUGAUUAUCACUGCUGUCGAUUUCCAUUCCGCUACAAAGGAGUAAAAUACAAGAAAUGCACGAAUAAUGGGGACGCCGAGGGCCGCUUUUGGUGCGCCACUGAAGACGUUAGACAUCGCAGUAACGAAACUACCAGUUGGGGCUACUGCAAAUUGAGGAAAUCGCAGUGUCUUGUAAAGACUACAGAUGGAGAAUGUUGCAAAUUCCCGUUUAAAUAUCUUGGUAAAGACUACAUCAGCUGCGCAGCCACUGAUAAUGAUCCAAAUGGUGAAUACUGGUGUGCAACAGAGAAUGAAUUUGACAGGAAUCUGAGCGGAUCGGGCUGGGGUUAUUGCGCAGGGUCAACGUGCUUUUCAUGUCGAAGUAAUACAUCUUGGGCGCAUUGUAACAAAAACAUCAUCAAGAAGAUAUGUCCUUAUAAGUUUGAACAUUGCAAUGCCAUAACUAAGGAAGAAACUCACAGCUGGGGAGAAAAUUCGAACAAAUCUGAGAUAGUGACAAAGACGUUUACAAAGGAUUGCUCUUCAGACAGUGACUGUGCCAACCCUGACCUCUACUGCGACGGCCAUCUUAACUGCUUACAUCAGUGUUGUCAUGGAAACUUAUGCAACGCAGGCAAAAGUCUGAGGGGCUAUCUUCAAGGGAUCAUUGUUCUAUCAUUUGCUGCUGUGUUCUUGAUCAACUUUCCCUUGUUAAGAGAAUCUGAAAUAGGAAAUGGCCAUUCCUAGGUGCACGUCGAUUGUAUUUAUUCACAAGAGCACAAAUAUUGUUUGUGCGACUUUUGAGAGUAAAUUUCACGAGACAGAUUGCGCUUGCUCACUAAAGGAAGUCAUCGUCUCUCGUAGUCGGCAAUUCUCCGUUUACUUGCAAGGGAGCGCCAUCGAAUAAAAGUCAGAGAUUCGAUAACAAAUGACUCUUGGUCAGACAAAAGUUUUACAGUUUUGAAAAUGGUUAGUCUCCAGACAAAGCUUUUGCCUAUUGCAAAUCAAAGAGAAAGACAAAGGUGCCUCAGAGAAAGAAUCCGUAAGCGAACUGGAGAAAUCACAAGUGCUCGAGUGGACAUAAGCUAUAGAUCUAUGAAUACGUAACUAGAAAAACGAUCAGUCUUAGCUCAUUUCUAGUUUCAGGGACUUACAAUGGCUUGGAUGCCUGGCGCGGAAACGUCAGUUCUUCUGUUAAAACAAAGGAUGUCUUCUGGAAAGAAACCUAUCUAUAGCUGAAGGUCAAAUGUUGUUGACCGUAACAUGUCAUAAGCAGUCGAGAUGUUUCUUAGCUAUUGAAUAUACAUGAUUGUACCAGGCUUGUGAAGUUCGAGAAACUGCUGAACGCGCUUUUCUUAAAAAGCAAUUUUAGCAAAUUUGCAGCCAUUAAUAAAUUUCAAUUAUGGGGCAAUCUUCUUAUGGGUA
This is a messenger RNA of Pocillopora verrucosa, 1718 nucleotides long. RefSeq names its product 72 kDa type IV collagenase. Lineage: Eukaryota; Metazoa; Cnidaria; Anthozoa; Scleractinia; Pocilloporidae. The record is from RefSeq and is a predicted model, not a curated record.